Molecule: messenger RNA, 1315 nt
Organism: Capsaspora owczarzaki ATCC 30864
Lineage: Eukaryota; Filasterea; Ministeriida; Capsasporidae
Product: mitogen-activated protein kinase 2
Exons: 11
Coding region: 99-1154 (351 amino acids)
Biological process (GO): protein phosphorylation; intracellular signal transduction
Cellular component (GO): cytoplasm; nucleus
Molecular function (GO): MAP kinase activity; ATP binding
Source: RefSeq, a predicted model, not a curated record
UUCAUUUUAUUAUUCUUGUUGGUUUUUUUUUUUUUUUUUUUUUUGUUUGACUAUUAUCAGACUCGCUCUCAUUUCUUAUCAACCGUCCCGCGUCAAACAUGCAACCUGGCUGGCACUCGAUCGAGCUCAACGGCACUGCGUUUGAGGUUCCAGGACGCUACACCCAUCUCCAUCCCAUCGGCCUUGGUGCCUUUGGACAGGUCGUGUCCGCCGACGACACGGUGACGGGCCAGAAGGUGGCCAUCAAAAAGGUCAUGAAGCCCUUCCAGACCGCCAUCCAUGCCAAGCGCACCUUCCGCGAGAUCCGGCUUCUUCGCCACAUGCACCACGAAAACAUCAUUGGACUGCACGACCUCUUUUCCACCGGAACGUCGGCAGAGACAAUGAACGACGUCUACAUUGUGACCGAAUUGAUGGGCGCAGACCUCAACAGCAUUGUUCGCACGCAGACGUUGAGUGACGAGCAUGUGUGCUUCCUCGUCUACCAGAUUCUUCGCGGCCUGAAAUACGUGCAUUCUGCGGGUAUCAUUCACCGUGACUUGAAGCCAGGCAACUUGGCAGUCAAUGAAAACUGCGACUUGAAGAUUCUCGAUUUUGGUCUUGCUCGAGUUGCCGAUCCUGAAAUGACGGGCUAUGUCGCCACACGCUGGUACCGCGCUCCAGAGGUCAUGCUCAGCUGGCGCAAAUACGGACAAGGCUUGGACAUCUGGUCGGUUGGCUGCAUCAUGGCCGAGUUGAUGUCUGGCACGCCACUCUUCCCCGGCUCCGAUCACGUCAACCAGCUCACGCUGAUCAGCAACAUUGUUGGAUCGCCGUCCAAGGAGUUUGUUGAUAAUAUUGAGAGCGAAACUGCACGAGCAUACGUCCGCUCGAUGCCGCACCGUGACAAGAUUCCAUUUGAGCGACUUUUUUCCCACGCCAAUCCUCUCGCCAUCGACGUCUUGGACAAGAUGCUCAUUUUUGAUUGUGAAAAACGCAUCACCGCGGCCGACGCGCUGCGUCACCCUUACUUUUCGCAACUGCACGAUCCUGACGAUGAGCCGGAUUCGUCCACCCAGUUCGACGAUUCGUACGAAGCUGCCGAGUUGACCACAGAAAAGUGGAGGGUAUUGAUUUGGGGCGAUAUUGUCACCUUCACCCCCGAAAAUCGCUAAAAAAAAAAAAAAAAAAAGACAGUCUCUCUGCCCUUGUCAUAUUUCCUCGCUUUGUUCCAUGAUGAUUAUCGCUGCAUGCGCGUACUGUGUUUGAUUCCUUUGUGUUUGUUUUGUGUCGUUGUUCACUUGAAUUUUUUGGCAUUACAAUUCGUCUAGUGUCU